Papaver somniferum (opium poppy) is the source of this 719-nucleotide messenger RNA. RefSeq lists its product as uncharacterized. The record is from RefSeq and is a predicted model, not a curated record. NCBI's taxonomy places the organism in Eukaryota, Viridiplantae, Streptophyta, Magnoliopsida, Ranunculales, Papaveraceae. The transcript has a single exon. Bases 133 to 513 code for a protein of 126 amino acids.
AAAUACGCGUCCACGUCUUGAGAAAUUUCUCUUCACCUUCGUCACGAAUUCUCUGUAUAAACAUAAAUUCGCCCAAUCAAGAUUUGCUUAUACUUUUCUGACAAAACCUGUGUGGUCUAAAAUUCAACACCCAUGGCUUCUGUUUACAGUUGUGCUGAAUGCAAUAGAAACUUGAAUUUACAAACAAUCAAUCUUUUUCCAUCUGAUUUCUAUUUCGAGGCAGGUAACAAAGGAACUUUAUCAUUCGCAGUGAUUGAUGAAUCAAAACUGAAGCUAGAAAAAGAAGACAAAAUCAGACCCUUUUUUGAGACUGUUAAUUACUGGGGAAUUCAGAGGAAGAGAAUCAAGAUGAAGUGCAAAAACUGUAGAUAUCUACUUGGGUAUGUUUAUGAUGAUGGACCUCCACUUACAAACAGUACUGGACAGUUUCAUAUGGGACCUAGCCAGGUUAUUGCAAGGGAUCCAAGGUUUAGAUUCAAGACCAAAGCUCUCAAGAUUACAACUGAAACUUAGUUAUUUCUUCUUCUUUUUCUUUCAGUUGUUUGGUAUGGUGUAUAUAUGGAAAUACUACAGUUUCAGUUUGUUUUUUCCUCUCUCUGGUGUUAUUUUUUUUGGUUGUGUACUCUGAUUGCCAUCUUUGUACUAGCAAAUUGUUGAAAUUUGCUAUGGUAUUUGAGGAAUUUGCAUUGAGAUUUUGGUGCUAGCAAACACUUUUGGUA